GUUUCCAGUCGAACUGAGAGUGCAUUUGCCAAGCGUCAGUUAUCGCGGCCAGUCGGACAACGGCAAAUCGUCUCAAGUUCUAAUCGACAAGUGGAAGUGAAAAAAUAUAGUUCUUACUUUUAUUUUCUCCAACUAUUCGCAAGUGGAAAACCAAACAAAAUACCUAUCAACAAACAACAAAGAAGGCAAAACAAUUAAAAGCUCAAUUUAAUUAGAAUUUGUAAUUAUUUUUAUCGAUUGGAUUGAUUGGUUGAUUUACUGGAACACGGGCAUGUCUGUGAAUAUCCAUUGGUUCCGCCAUGGCCUGCGUCUGCACGAUAAUCCCGCUUUGCUAGAAGCUAUAUCGGAUAAAAACAGAGGCAUCAAACUGUUGCCGGUCUUCAUAUUUGAUGGCGAAAGUGCGGGCACCAAAUGUGUGGGCUACAAUCGUUUUAAGUUCCUCUUGGACUCCCUCAAAGAUCUCGAUGAUCAAUUCCGUGCCAUUAGCGGUGGCAAUGGUGGCCGCCUCUAUCUCUUCCAAGGAAAUCCAGUGCAAAUAUUUCGUAGCCUACAUGAAAAAUUCCGUAUUCACAAGUUGUGUUUCGAACAGGAUUGUGAGCCCAUUUGGAAUGAGAGAGAUAAUUCAGUGAAGGCACUUUGUCACGACUUGGGUAUAGAAGCCGUGGAGAAAAUCUCGCAUACGUUAUGGGAUCCACAGACGGUUAUCGAUACCAAUGGUGGUAUACCACCGUUGACAUAUCAAAUGUUUUUGCACACUGUUCAGGUUAUUGGUCUGCCACCCAGACCAGCAGAUGAUCCCGACUGGACAAAUGUGGAAUUCAUACAAAUCGAGGAGAAUCUCAUAAAGGAACUAAGAGGAUUUCUCGAGUUUCCAACGCCGGAACAAUUCAAAAUUUUUCCCGAAAAACUCAGUUAUUUGGCCAAAACCAAAUGGAUUGGUGGCGAGACCCAAGCCCUACUACACUUGCGCGAACGUCUCAAUGUCGAAGAGAAUGCAUUUCGCUGUGGCCGCUAUCUACCCAAUCAAGCUAGUCCGAAUAUACUCGAAUCUCCGAAAUCGAUGAGUGCCCAUUUGCGUUUCGGAUGCCUAUCGGUCAGGAAAUUCUAUUGGGAUGUCCAUGAUCUCUUUCGAACGGUACAACUGCAGGCGGAGGGGUUUGGAAUGCAAAUGUUUGGUGGGGCUCAUAUCACCGGACAACUUAUAUGGCGGGAGUAUUUCUAUACGAUGUCGGUCAAUAAUCCCUACUAUGAUCGCAUGGAGGGUAAUGCCAUCUGCCUAACCAUUCCCUGGGCACCCACAAAUAUUGAGCAAUUAAAUCGUUGGACGGAGGGUCAGACGGGAUUCCCGUUAAUUGAUGCUGCCAUGCGUCAAUUAUUGGCCGAAGGUUGGCUACAUCAUACCCUGCGUAAUACGGUGGCUACAUUUUUGACACGCGGAGGUCUUUGGCAGAACUGGGAACAUGGUUUGAGGUAUUUCCUUAAACAUCUCCUGGAUGCCGAUUGGUCGGUUUGUGCCGGAAAUUGGAUGUGGGUUAGUUCAUCGGCAUUUGAACGUCUAUUGGAUUCAUCGUUGGUCACCUGUCCCGUGGCCCUGGCCAAACGCUUGGAUCCUUUGGGCACCUACAUCAAACAAUAUGUACCCGAAUUGGCCAAGGUUCCGCAACUGUUUAUCCAUGAACCCUGGCGUAUGCCCCUGGAGGAGCAAGAAAAAGCCGAAUGCCUCAUCGGUGUCCAUUAUCCCAGUCCCAUGAUUGAUCUGACUUUGGCCACAGAACGUAACAUGAAGGCUAUGCGUGAUCUACGUAUGUCCCUGACCUCAGCCGGUGCCCCGGAUAAAACUCCACCCCAUUGCCGGCCAUCGAAUGAGGAAGAAGUCCGCCAUUUCUUUUGGUUAGCUGAUUAAAACUUAGCUGUUUGUAAUUCUUGAGAUUAUCUGAUUUAUAUAACGAAUUUAUCUCAUGUAGAUAAACUUUUUUCGGGAAUAUCUGCACAUUUACCUACAUGUACCUACCACCUACCUAUCUACAUAGUAUAGACCUACAUACAUACAUACAAAAUGGAAAUUGUUGUCGAAAUACUUUUUUUGAGAAAUAAAAACUUCUCGUAAAUGUUGAGUGUGA
Molecule: messenger RNA, 2120 nt
Organism: Musca domestica (house fly)
Lineage: Eukaryota; Metazoa; Arthropoda; Insecta; Diptera; Muscidae
Product: cryptochrome-1-like
Exons: 5
Coding region: 272-1903 (543 amino acids)
Biological process (GO): entrainment of circadian clock by photoperiod; circadian regulation of gene expression
Cellular component (GO): nucleus; cytoplasm
Molecular function (GO): FAD binding; DNA binding
Source: RefSeq, a predicted model, not a curated record